CACUAGUUCUUACUUAAUGGUUCCAAACUUGAGGCGGCAAAAAUCUAGCAAUUUAUUUAUUUUUCUUUAAUUUUUAUUGUUAUUCGCCAUAAAUUACAAAUUAAACACAAUGGAAAUAACAUUGGCACUACUCAAGCCACAUGUCCUGCGUAAUACCUUUGCUUUGAAUCAAAUCAAAACACUAAUUGGCAACAAUUUCGAAGUGCUCGAAGCGAAAGAAGUUCAGAUUACGAAAGAACUUUCCGAACGUUUCUAUGCAGAGCAUAAAGGAAAAUUCUUUUAUCAUCGCCUAACCAGUUUCAUGAACAGUGGUCCCUGCUAUGCCCUGAUCCUGCAAGCAGAGGCGGGCAUACAAAAAUGGCGCCAAUUGAUGGGACCAACAAAAGUCUUUCAGGCUGUGUACACUGAACCCCAAAGUAUUCGUGGAAUGUACGGUUUAUCCGACACCCGCAAUGCCUGCCAUGGCUCCGAUAGUAAAGCGUCCGCCCUUCGUGAGAUAUCCAUCAUUUUUCCCGAAUACAACAUGGAGAAGGAAAAGUUGCACCCCAAAGCAAACUUAACAAACUAAAAUAAAUACAAAAACAUUAAGCAUAUAAGUUAAUCGGAUGAAACGGUUUUAUCGUAUAAUCUCAUUCGUUUAACGAGUUUAUGAGAACAAAUCUCCAAGAAUUCUCGAUCUCGAAACACUAAAACAAAAAAUCUAAAAGCUUUAAGACUCUAAGAAGUACAGAUGGAAUCCUAGUCGGUGAUUCUUCUUGGGCUGGAACUAUUUCAGCUUAUGUUACUAAGUUAUUUAUGGAUUCAUCUUAGGAUUACUUAUAGCUAAGAAUACCAAAAAAUUUGGACAAUAUUAACUUUUAUAUGUUGGAAGCUAAGGUAAGAGCCUAAACCAAACAUGGCAUUUCUUUUAGAAGUUUAUACAUAUAUAUACAUAAUAUUUAUUGAUCUAAGGACAAAAGGAUUUGUCCACUGAAUAUUUCUUAAUUUAUCUCUUAAGAGAAAUAAAAAGUCAGAAACAAA
Molecule: messenger RNA, 1020 nt
Organism: Drosophila willistoni
Lineage: Eukaryota; Metazoa; Arthropoda; Insecta; Diptera; Drosophilidae
Gene: nmdyn-D6
Product: nucleoside diphosphate kinase 6
Exons: 2
Coding region: 110-568 (152 amino acids)
Biological process (GO): negative regulation of oxidative stress-induced intrinsic apoptotic signaling pathway; GTP biosynthetic process; UTP biosynthetic process
Molecular function (GO): nucleoside diphosphate kinase activity
Source: RefSeq, a predicted model, not a curated record